CAGUACUGUUGCAUGCACUUGGGCAUCACUACCAACGCAAGAAAAGGCUGCUGCGACCAAACUAGUCCUGAAACCGCCACAGUCACAACCUUGUAAAGCCAGUCAGUUAUUUAUAGCUUACCGCUGUCAAUCUUACGAAAAUUCGUAUAGGAGCCAUAAAUUGAGCCAUAUAUACAAACUCAUGCCUCAGAAAGCAAGUCGAUUCCUUUCUGAACUGGCAUAGCUCGCUUCGGCGCCUCUAGAUAAUACUACUGCUUGCCUAUCAUUACAAAAGGCGUCAAUUAUCAAUUGGGUUGACUUGUCAAUGCACUGCACGUCGGCGCCGUGCCCGUUUUGAGGGCGAGUCCAUAAAUCCUUGCUCGGCGUGGACUUCUGGACCAUGCUUGGGUGUCAGCGAUGCAUGGGCGGUCUGGCGCGCUCGGCGUCGGCACGCCGGCCGCACUCUGCCUCCGCCGCGGUGACAGCGCUCCGCCACUCGCAGCACCCCAUCGCCGCCUCGCCUCUCCAAGGACACCGCCUCAGCCACACCUCCUCUAGCCCCUCCCUCCGGGCCGGCGGCGCCCGCACGGCGCCUGCUGCUGCCUCCCCCUCCGCCUCCGCCUCCGCCUCCUCUCCCCCUUCCCCUUCCCCCUCUUCCUCCCCCGCUUCCUCCCCCUCCGCCGAGCCGUACCCGUACCCGCACGUGCCGGUCAUGCUGCGCGAGGUGCUGUCCGCCUUCGCGCCCCUGCACGUGACCUCCUACCUGGACUGCACGCUGGGGGCGGGCGGGCACGCCAGCGAGAUGGUGGCGGCGCACCCCGAGCUGCUCACGGUGUACGGCAUCGACGUGGACCCCACCGCACACACCCUGGCUGAGCCGCGCAUCCGGGCGGCUGCAGCGGGGCGGGAGGGCUUCGGGCUGCGGCUGCUGCGGGGAAACUACAGGGACCUGCGGCCGCUGCUGGGCACGGUCAGCUCGCCGCCGCCGCAGCCCACAGCCAUCCUCAUGGACCUGGGCGUGUCGUCCAUGCAGAUUGACACUGCGGACCGCGGCUUCAGCUUCAUGCGCGAGGGGCCGCUGGACAUGCGCAUGGACCCCACAGCGCCGCUCAGCGCAGAGGAGGUUCUGAACACCUGGUCGGAGGCGGAGCUGGGUCGCAUACUGCGCGACUACGGCGAGGAGAAGCUGUGGAGGGUGGUGGCCAGGAGGUUGGUGCAGGCGCGGGAGGUGGAGCCGAUCCGCACCACCACGCAGCUGGUCAAGGCGGUGGGGCACACGCAGAUCGGCGGCAAGCUGGGGAAGGGUCCUAAGGGCGUGCACCCAGCCACACGCACGUUCCAGGCGCUGCGGAUCGCCGUCAACGACGAACUACGGCGACUAGAGCAGGCCCUCCCCGACGCCAUCGCGGCCCUGGCGCCCGGCGGCCGCCUGGCGGUCAUCUCCUUCCACUCGCUGGAGGACCGCCUGGUCAAACACGCCUUCGCGCGCGCCGCCGGCCGGCCAACUCCCGAGGACGAGCACCGCACGUACGGAGCGGACAAGUUCGCUUUUCUGGACGAGCUGGAGGCCAGCCGCGUCGCGGUUUUGGUGGGAAACCAAAAACCGGUUUUACCCAGUGAGGAGGAGACGGCGCGCAACCCCAGGGCGCGGAGCGCGAAGCUGCGGGUGCUGCAGAAGCUGGGCGGGAGCGGAGAUGGGGUGGAGAAGGGGAGCGGGGGCAGGAUGGAGAAGGGGAAGCGGAAGCUGCGGCGGGCGGAGGAGGGCAAGGAGAAGGUGGAUGGCGAGGGGGUAGGGGCAGGGGAAGGCGAGGUGGCGGUGGAGGUGGAGGCUGCUGGGCGGGGUGGCAAGGGCAAGGGCGGGCGCGGGCGGAGGGGGUAGUGUCGCGGUGCCGGGAAAUCACGUACGGUAGUCACGCGCUGCUGCUGGCCUGGAGUGUCUGCAUGGCGGCUGUGGGUCUGUGCGUGGCUGCGUUUGGGCCUUGCUGUGGGCUUUUGCCGGUGCGCGUGUCAAGACAAUUGCUUA
Molecule: messenger RNA, 2002 nt
Organism: Chlamydomonas reinhardtii
Lineage: Eukaryota; Viridiplantae; Chlorophyta; Chlorophyceae; Chlamydomonadales; Chlamydomonadaceae
Exons: 8
Coding region: 380-1858 (492 amino acids)
Biological process (GO): rRNA base methylation
Molecular function (GO): rRNA (cytosine-N4-)-methyltransferase activity
Source: RefSeq, a predicted model, not a curated record